Hippopotamus amphibius kiboko is the source of this 5288-nucleotide messenger RNA. It is a transcript of the gene CACNA2D1, whose product is annotated as calcium voltage-gated channel auxiliary subunit alpha2delta 1. NCBI's taxonomy places the organism in Eukaryota, Metazoa, Chordata, Mammalia, Artiodactyla, Hippopotamidae. The coding region runs from base 124 to 3435 and encodes 1103 amino acids. Gene Ontology annotation, cellular component: L-type voltage-gated calcium channel complex. The transcript is spliced from 39 exons. Gene Ontology annotation, molecular function: voltage-gated calcium channel activity. The record is from RefSeq and is a predicted model, not a curated record.
CGGGCCCUCAGACGUCCGCGGUCCGGGCGAGCCGUGCUCCUCGUCCUCCUCCUCCUCCCCGAUUUCCAGCGCCGGUCCUUCCCCGGCCGGGGAGGGAGGCGAGAUUGAUCUUCGAUCGCGAAGAUGGCUGCUGGCUGCCUGCUGGCCUUGACUCUGACACUUUUCCAAUCUUUGCUGAUCGGCCCCUCGUUGGAGGAGCCGUUCCCUUCGGCCGUCACCAUCAAGUCAUGGGUGGAUAAGAUGCAGGAAGACCUUGUCACCCUGGCAAAAACAGCAAGUGGAGUCAAUCAGCUUGUCGAUAUUUAUGAGAAGUACCAAGAUUUGUAUACCGUGGAACCAAAUAAUGCACGCCAGCUGGUGGAAAUUGCAGCCAGGGAUAUUGAGAAACUUCUGAGCAACAGAUCCAAAGCCCUGGUGCGCCUGGCUUUGGAAGCAGAGAAAGUUCAAGCAGCCCACCAGUGGAGGGAGGAUUUUGCAAGCAAUGAAGUUGUCUACUACAAUGCAAAGGAUGAUCUUGAUCCGGAAAAGAAUGAUAGUGAACCAGGCAGCCAGAGGAUAAAACCUGUUUUUAUCGAGGAUGCUAAUUUUGGGCGACAAAUAUCCUAUCAGCACGCAGCAGUCCAUAUUCCCACUGACAUCUAUGAGGGCUCAACUAUUGUGUUAAAUGAACUCAACUGGACAAGUGCCUUAGAUGAAGUUUUCAAGAAAAAUCGAGAGGAAGAUCCUUCAUUGUUGUGGCAGGUGUUUGGCAGUGCCACGGGCCUGGCCCGAUAUUAUCCGGCUUCUCCAUGGGUUGAUAACAGUAGAACUCCAAACAAGAUUGACCUUUAUGAUGUACGCAGGAGACCAUGGUACAUCCAAGGAGCUGCAUCUCCUAAAGACAUGCUUAUUCUGGUUGAUGUGAGUGGGAGUGUUAGUGGAUUGACACUUAAGCUGAUCCGAACAUCUGUCUCCGAAAUGUUGGAAACCCUCUCAGAUGACGAUUUUGUAAACGUAGCCUCAUUUAACAGCAAUGCCCAGGACGUAAGCUGUUUUCAGCACCUUGUCCAAGCAAAUGUAAGAAAUAAGAAAGUGCUGAAAGAUGCAGUGAAUAAUAUCACAGCGAAAGGAAUCACAGAUUAUAAGAAGGGAUUUAGUUUUGCUUUUGAACAGCUGCUUAAUUAUAACGUCUCUAGAGCCAACUGCAAUAAGAUCAUCAUGUUGUUUACGGAUGGAGGAGAAGAGAGAGCGCAGGAGAUAUUUACCAAAUACAACAAAGACAAGAAAGUACGUGUAUUCACAUUUUCAGUUGGUCAACAUAAUUAUGACAGAGGACCUAUUCAGUGGAUGGCCUGUGAAAAUAAAGGUUAUUAUUAUGAAAUUCCUUCCAUUGGAGCAAUAAGAAUCAAUACUCAGGAAUAUUUGGAUGUUCUGGGAAGACCAAUGGUUUUAGCAGGAGACAAAGCUAAGCAAGUCCAGUGGACAAAUGUAUACCUGGAUGCACUGGAACUGGGACUUGUCAUUACUGGAACUCUUCCGGUCUUCAACAUAACCGGCCAAAAUGAAAAUAAGACAAACUUAAAGAACCAGCUGAUUCUUGGUGUGAUGGGAGUUGAUGUGUCUUUAGAAGAUAUUAAAAGACUAACUCCACGUUUUACACUGUGCCCCAAUGGCUAUUAUUUUGCAAUUGAUCCUAAUGGUUAUGUUUUAUUACAUCCAAAUCUUCAGCCAAAGCCUAUUGGUGUAGGUAUACCAACCAUUAAUUUAAGAAAAAGGAGACCCAAUGUUCAGAACCCCAAAUCUCAGGAGCCAGUAACUUUGGAUUUCCUUGAUGCAGAAUUAGAGAAUGAUAUUAAAGUGGAGAUUCGAAAUAAAAUGAUAGAUGGAGAAAGCGGAGAAAAAACAUUCAGAACUCUGGUUAAAUCUCAAGAUGAGAGAUAUAUUGACAAAGGAAACAGGACAUAUACAUGGACUCCUGUCAACGGCACAGAUUACAGUUUGGCCUUGGUAUUACCAACCUACAGUUUUUACUAUAUAAAAGCCAAAAUAGAAGAGACAAUAACUCAGGCCAGAUAUUCAGAAACACUGAAGCCGGAUAAUUUUGAAGAAUCUGGCUAUACGUUCAUAGCACCAAGAGAUUAUUGCAAUGAUCUUAAAAUAUCAGAUAAUAACACCGAAUUUCUUUUAAAUUUUAAUGAGUUUAUUGAUAGAAAAACUCCGAACAACCCAUCAUGCAACACGGACUUGAUUAAUAGAGUCUUGCUGGAUGCAGGCUUUACAAAUGAACUUGUCCAAAAUUACUGGAGUAAGCAGAAAAACAUCAAGGGAGUGAAAGCACGGUUUGUUGUGACUGAUGGUGGAAUUACCAGAGUUUAUCCCAAAGAGGCUGGAGAAAAUUGGCAAGAAAACCCAGAAACAUAUGAGGACAGCUUCUAUAAAAGAAGUCUAGAUAACGCUAACUAUGUUUUCACUGCUCCCUACUUUAACAAAAGCGGACCUGGUGCUUAUGAAUCGGGCAUUAUGGUAAGCAAAGCUGUAGAAAUAUACAUUCAAGGAAAACUUCUUAAACCUGCAGUUGUUGGAAUUAAAAUUGAUGUAAAUUCCUGGAUAGAGAAUUUCACCAAAACAUCAAUCAGGGAUCCGUGUGCUGGUCCCGUUUGUGACUGUAAAAGAAACAGUGAUGUAAUGGAUUGUGUGAUUCUAGAUGAUGGCGGGUUUCUUUUGAUGGCUAAUCACGAUGAUUACACUAACCAGAUUGGAAGAUUUUUUGGAGAGAUUGAUCCAAGUUUGAUGAGACACCUGGUUAAUAUCUCGGUUUAUGCUUAUAACAAAUCUUAUGAUUAUCAGUCAGUGUGUGAGCCCGGAGCUGCACCAAAACAAGGAGCAGGGCAUCGCUCAGCAUACGUGCCAUCAGUAGCAGACAUAUUACACAUUGGCUGGUGGGCCACUGCUGCUGCAUGGUCUAUCCUACAGCAGUUUCUCUUGAGUUUGAGCUUUCCACGACUUCUUGAGGCAGUUGAGAUGGAGGAUGACGACCUCACGGCCUCUCUGUCAAAGCAGAGUUGCAUCACUGAGCAAACCCAGUAUUUCUUCGAUAACGACAGUAAAUCAUUCAGCGGCGUGUUAGACUGUGGAAACUGUUCCAGAAUCUUCCAUGUAGAAAAACUUAUGAACACCAACUUAAUAUUCAUAAUGGUUGAGAGCAAAGGGACUUGUCCCUGUGACACGCGAUUGCUCAUACAAGCAGAACAGACUUCUGACGGUCCAGAUCCUUGCGAUAUGGUGAAGCAACCCAGAUACCGGAAAGGGCCUGACGUCUGCUUUGAUAACAAUGCCUUGGAGGAUUAUACCGAUUGUGGUGGCGUUUCUGGAUUAAAUCCCUCCCUGUGGUCCAUCAUCGGAAUCCAGUGUGUACUACUUUGGCUUUUAUCUGGCAGCAGACACUACCAGUUAUGACCUUCUAAAACCAAAUCUGCAUAUUAAACUCCAGACCCUGCCAAAACAUGAGCCCUCAGUUGCAUUAAAAGAGGGUCAACUGCGGAAUCAGCAGACCACUCGCUGGGCCCGUCCCAUGGCAUGCAUCUAAGACGCAGACUCAUAAGGCGCCCACUGGCUGCAUGUCAGGGUGUCAGAUCCUUAAAUUUGUGUGAAUGCUGCAUCAUCUAUGUAUAACAUCAAAGCAAAACUCUAUACAUGCUCUAUUGGAAAAUUCGAGAAUUUGUUGUUGCAUUGUUGGUGAUUAUAUGUAAAAGGGCUCCCCAUACAGUUGUUUGUGGAUCAUACCAAUUGUCUUGAUUUUGACCUGGAAUUUUGACUUGCUGCAAUCCUUGUUCUUUUACCAAGAAAAUCUCUAGGGGAAAAGAAAGAGUUAUUUUUUUCCUUCACGUAUUCUUCUCUUUAUUUCCUGCUUUGAGUAGUUAUUAUUGAAAAUAUACAUAGAGAGAGGGGGAGGGAGGAAGAGAAUUAAUGUUGGUGUAACCUGUCAAAAUAGAAAUAAUGGCUUAUUUUCUACAAAAAAAUUUGCCAUGAAUAAAAUGCCUUAUGAAGAAUGGCUUCUCUGCCAGAAAUAUAACACAAAUGAUGACCAAGUUUUGGUGGGGUGAUAAAUUGGUUGUUUGAAAAUAAUAACUAAGAAAUUAAACUAAAGGUGCUUGAGGGUAGAAUUAAUAUGCGACAUAUUUCCUCAUAAAUGUGAGCCCUUAAUGAAAGCUUCGAUGUAAUGUUCUUUUUGUUCACAGUAAAGUUCUGUAGUGCUAGCCAGAUAUUUCAAAAUGCUCUAAGAAAAGCUUGUUGGGGGGAGGGGAAAUGUUUUUUCUUGUGAUAAAUGAACUUUGGUUACCAAGGGUAUUUUGCAUGAUGCUGCUGCUAUUUUAACUUCUGGAUUGUUUUUCUCUUACUGUAGAGUAUAGUCCAUUGAAAAGUUAACUGAGUGACAUUAUUGUUAUGUAAGAAUCUGAACCUUGCAGUGUAAUGCACUUAAGUCAUCUUUUAAAAUGUCGUUAAACUACUCUGAAUAUACUGUGCAAUGUAAAUGCUGAAUGAUUGGAUUAGGUAAGUGGUGAAAUGAGAAUUCAUGGAUUUUAUACUGAUUCGUGCUUUGGCCUGAAAACCUAUGUACAGAUAUUUUAAGUACAUAAAUCAGAUUUGACACAUUUAUUUUUUGAAGAGUACAUAUAUGUUCUCAAUGAAGAUUCAUCCUAGGUUUCCUCUUUGUUCGCUGGAAUAGUAGCAUGUACAAUCCCAAAUUUGCUGCUGCUGCUUGUGUUCCCUCCGUUUUAAGUGGUAUGAUCACUUGACCAAAUUUUCCAUGCAGUUUGAUGAGGGUUUUACAAUACUCUGAACAAACAGGAAACCUUGAAUCUACAUGUAUGCACAUGAAUACUUGAUUGUGAAUAUUCAAAAUUGUUUUUAUACAGCCUCAUUAGUGAAAAUGGUUAAUGUAGUAAAUCAGAUAUUUCAUUAUAGAGUAAUAUGGUAGCAGAAUUUAUUUAUGCUUUUAAAGAUUAUUUUCAGGGGUAAACAGUAUUUGAAGAAAGGGUGGAAAACAAUGAAUGUGUAACUAAUUAUAGGGAAUAAUUCUGCGGAAGGCUGGAAGUAUGCAGAUAUUUUUAAAGGUAAAAUGCAUUUGUUCUUUUUUUUGAACAUGCCAAAUAUUGGUGUGUGUCUAUGCUGGAAAUUUUCUUAUAUACCAUUUUUAAGUAUAAAUCUUAUUAACGUUAUCCAGCAUGCUUUAAUAUGCUUCAUAUAUCAAAGACAUAACCAAUUCUUUAGCAUAGUUUGAAAGAUCUAUUUGUUUUGUUUUUAGCUUU